This is a messenger RNA of Rhinolophus ferrumequinum (greater horseshoe bat), 1306 nucleotides long. RefSeq names its product transmembrane 4 L six family member 4 (gene TM4SF4). The coding region runs from base 219 to 830 and encodes 203 amino acids. Lineage: Eukaryota; Metazoa; Chordata; Mammalia; Chiroptera; Rhinolophidae. The transcript has 5 exons. The record is from RefSeq and is a predicted model, not a curated record. Gene Ontology annotation, cellular component: membrane.
UGGUUGUAUAAACGUCAUCGCCAAUGAAGUUCUGCUACAUUUAAGAAGCUGCAGCAUCUCCACAGACAUAGUUCACAGGCUGAUUGGUUUCUGAGCUCCAAAAUACGGAUUGAACUGGGGACAUUUACAAGGACACUCCGGCGGGUAACUUUUGAAGAGACCCCGGAAGGCGGCAGUGAGGGGACUUUUCUCGCAGACCUGCCUCGUACUGACCCGGCAUGUGCACUGGGGGCUGCGCUAAGUGCCUGGGGGGCACCCUCAUUCCCCUCGCUGUGUUUGGCUUCCUGGCUAACAUCCUGCUAUUUUUCCCUGGAGGAAAAGUGAUAGACGACAAGGAACACCUUUCCCAAGAGGUCUGGUUUUUCGGAGGAAUAUUAGGAAGCGGGGUCUUGAUGCUCUUCCCUGCGCUGGUGUUCCUGGGCCUGAAGAACAACGACUGCUGUGGCUGCUGUGGCAAUGAGAGCUGUGGGAAGCGAUUUGCGAUGUUCACCUCCACGAUAUUUGCUGUGAUUGGAUUCGUGGGUGCUGGAUACUCGUUUGUCAUCUCAGCUGUAUCCAUCAACAAAGGUCCUAAAUGUCUCAUGGGCAAUAAUGGCACAUGGGGCUACCCCUUCCAAGACGGGAAUUACCUCACGGACGAAGGCUUGUGGAGCUUGUGCCGACAGCCUGAAAACGUGGUGCCCUGGAAUCUGACCCUUUUCUCCAUCCUGCUGGUCAUCGGAGGUAUCCAGAUGAUUCUUUGUGCCAUUCAGGUGGUCAAUGGCCUCCUGGGGACGCUGUGUGGAGACUGCCAGUGUUGUGGCUGCUGUGGGGGAGAUGGACCAGUUUAAACCUCUGUGGCGAUCUUCUCUAACUCGAUGGCAUGCAGGAAGAACCAUUUAACUUCUUAUUCUUCUUUUUUGGGAGUUAUCAGUUCCUAUCUGCUUGUGAACUGUCAAAGCCUAGGGAGCGGAGAGUUAUUCCUUCUCCUUGCUUAACUCAACUUACAAUGUUUCAAAUAAAAAAUGGGUUGCCCACUUAAGUUAAAUUUAUAAGUCUUUCAAAUUAGCAUCCUUUUAGAAUUGAAAAGCAGGUUCAAAGCUAAUGAUUCAUUAUUUUUUUUUCUUUAAGAAUGAAAAAUGUAUAAUGUCACAUGUAUUACCACACUGCUUCUUUGUAUACAGAGGUAUUUAUAGCUUUAGAACUUUAAUGUAAUUCAAAGGAGAAAAGCACUUUAAAAUGAGAAACGAAGACCAAUUUUUGUUUUCAAGAUUCAUGGGAAAAAAGAAUGACUGAUGUAUCAUAAAUGAAUUUUAUUUGGUGUCUU